UAUAUUUGGUGAUGGACAGUGCUGGACAUAUCGCAUCCAGGCUGGCCUUGGAUUUGUUGUGGUCCUAGGCUGGGAUGUGGGUAUAACUAAGCAGUCACUGAACAAAAUUCGUAGCGAACAUUUCGGCAACAGUUUUUGGUUACGGUAUCGAUUGGUACUAAAUUGUCAGCAGGAGCAGCAGCAGCAGCACCACCAGGAGGACAGGAGCAUGCCGCUGGGCAGAAAGUUGGCCAUUGGCUCAGAGGAGGCGCGCCGACAACGCGCCGAGCUGCGCACCAGCUAUGGCAAUAAGCUAUCCAAUAUGAAUUUGGGCCGAAUGCGCAGUCGUUCAAAUCCCGCUAACACAGAUGCCAAUCCCUUUCAAUCCACAACCUUGGCCAUGACCAGUAACGCGGCGUCAUCAACAUCAUCAUUGCGACGAAUUGCCUCCAGUUUUGCGCACGUCAGCGAUUUGGAUUGCGGCCGAUGUGCGGCACUGCCGCACGAAGAUUCCGAGGAGGAUGCGCGCGAGGAGCGCGCCGAGGUCCUCAUACGCAGCGAGCCAUUUAAAUCGAUUGCCGGAACGGCUGGAGCGACGGCAGCAUCACCAACAACAACAACGGCGGCAGCGGCCCAAUCCUCACGCGCGUCUGCAAGCCCAAAUGCCACGGCCAGCGGAGAGCGGCGCAAUCAUUAUCUCUGCGCGGAUGUGAUGCAAUCGCGUGCUAGCGAGCGUUGGGGUCAAAUUGCGGGCACCGUCUCCACCCUGUUUCGUGUGCGACGCAUCUCUACGGCGAAUCCGCUGUCGGAGCUGCGACGUCUGAGGGAGCAGCGCGAUCUGCUGGAGGCCUUUACGCGUCCAUUUCUCUACGAGGACAAUGUGCAGCGCAAAUAGAAUGUGGCGACCAACAUGACCAAGCGAUGCUGUGACCCCCAAUUCCACCA
Drosophila virilis is the source of this 924-nucleotide messenger RNA. RefSeq lists its product as uncharacterized. The record is from RefSeq and is a predicted model, not a curated record. NCBI's taxonomy places the organism in Eukaryota, Metazoa, Arthropoda, Insecta, Diptera, Drosophilidae.